AUGUUCUCUGGUUCGUACCUGAACUCGUGGUCUUCGCAUCUCCACCCUUAUGUCCCUCCUCAACCCCCUCCACCACCCGUCAUGCACAAAGUUUAUAUCCUCGACUGCGCUCAUUGCAAGACCUUCCUUACAAAUCGGGGGAUGAAGGCGGUAUUGUUGCUCAGGCCUAGUGUAGCCCUUUACUCCAGCGACGCCCUCCCAGUCAAUUGCUCUGUCUACGCUUCCCCUCAAGCCCUCCGCUCAACAUGUCCUGCGCCACCCAAUAAUCGGAGUUGCGAGUGUCUGACCCAGUCUCUCGCUUGUCAUACCUGUGGUGCUUUUGUAGGUUAUGCGAUUGUUUUGCCCUGUGUGCGAUGUACCUCUUCAAUCUCGACCCCAAAUCGCUCAACGAAUGGUCAUCGAUUCGUCUUCCAUUCUGCAGAGAUCGUUGGGACUGAGAGGCAUUAUAUCCACCAAGAGACUGGAGUCAUGGUGACGAGCCCUCCCCCCUUAGCCGCGGCACUCCACAACACAGUCUACUACCGUUCUCCAGCAACCUCACAUCAUUCGCAAGCGUUGGCAGCUGUUUCACGUCCGGAGUAUUUGGAGACCCCGUCAUUGGAUGGCGAAGACUCAGACCCACCAUCACCAGUCGCCGCUUCUUUCUCCGGCAGUUCGGCAGCCUAUCCCGCUCAAUUGCUGCCCGUCAACCAAGCCACACCCUUAUCAGCGAGCUGCCUCUCCAGCCUCGUCAGAAUCGAGUACCGUCAGCUUACCUCCCCUCGUUCAACACAGUCCCCCCUCAUUUGGUUUGCCUAUGGAACACUUUGA
Mycena indigotica is the source of this 810-nucleotide messenger RNA. RefSeq lists its product as uncharacterized. Lineage: Eukaryota; Fungi; Basidiomycota; Agaricomycetes; Agaricales; Mycenaceae. The transcript has 3 exons. Bases 1 to 810 code for a protein of 269 amino acids. Gene Ontology annotation, cellular component: cytosol. The record is from RefSeq and is a predicted model, not a curated record.